Molecule: messenger RNA, 3398 nt
Organism: Orussus abietinus
Lineage: Eukaryota; Metazoa; Arthropoda; Insecta; Hymenoptera; Orussidae
Gene: AlaRS-m
Product: alanine--tRNA ligase, mitochondrial
Exons: 12
Coding region: 206-3319 (1037 amino acids)
Biological process (GO): alanyl-tRNA aminoacylation; tRNA modification
Cellular component (GO): mitochondrion; cytoplasm
Molecular function (GO): nucleic acid binding; alanine-tRNA ligase activity; amino acid binding
Source: RefSeq, a predicted model, not a curated record
UUCAUCGGCAUUAUACCGGUGUUUUAUUUUUUUGACAUGUAAAUUAUACUGCACGUCAUUAUUAAGAUCUUUGCUAUUAUAAGUGAGAUAUGUGCAUAUUUUAGAAUGACGACUAGUUGCAGCAUAGGAAAUGUCAUGCCAUUUGAAAGUCGAGGGCUAAUGUUGGAUUGGUAGUCUCAUAACCUUACUCUUAGGCUAUAUUAACAUGUUUUUGCGACAAGUAGGAAACAUAAGUAAAAAUACCGUUCAGCGGAACAAUGCUAAGUCAAUUGUGCAUAAGAGUGCGAAAACGGUUCGUCAAGAAUUUCUGGAUUUCUUUGUGAAUAAUUUGAACCAUACGUUUGUCCACUCAAGUCCUGUUUUCCCACUAUUUGAUCCAACGGUUCCUUUUGUAAAUGCUGGAAUGAAUCAGUUCAAGGGAAUAUUUUUAGGAUAUAGCACCCCACAUACAACAAAAGUUGUUAAUUCUCAAAAAUGUAUCCGAGUCGGUGGAAAACACAAUGAUAUAGACAUUGUUGGACAAGAUACUUAUCAUCAUACAUUUUUUGAAAUGCUUGGAAAUUGGUCAUUUGGAGAUUACUUUAAAGAGGAAGCUUGCAGAUAUGCAUGGCAAUUACUUACAGAUAUUUAUGGAAUCAAUAAAGACUUUCUAUAUGUUACAUACUUUAGUGGCAAUGAGAAAUUUGGACUGCAGGCUGAUUUAGAAUGCAAAGAUAUUUGGUUAAACCUUGGAGUUGCAGCAAAUAGAAUUUUACCCUUUGGAAUGGAAGAAAACUUUUGGGAAAUGGGAGUAACGGGUCCUUGUGGACCGUGUACAGAAAUUCACAUAGAUCAUACAAUGAAUCCUAAGAAUCAGGCUGAAAUGGUUAACAAGGGGCAUACAGAUUUAACAGAACUUUGGAACAUAGUUUUUAUACAACAUCAAAGGUUAACGGAUGGUUCCAUAAUACCUUUGGCCAAGCAAUAUAUAGAUACGGGAAUGGGACUUGAAAGACUUGUGGCAGUAUUACAAAGGAAGCGGUCAAACUAUGACACAGAUCUUUUCACGCCAUUAUUUGAAGCUAUUCAGAAGAAAUCACAUGCUCCUGAAUAUGAAGGAAGAUUUGCUGCAGCUGAUAAAGAUGGUAUAGAUUCUGGAUACCGAAUAUUAGCUGAUCAUGCAAGGAUGGUUACUGUAGCAAUUGCUGAUGGCACAUUACCUGAGGAAAAUUAUAAACUACGGAAGGUAUUGCGUAAGGCAUUAGACGUGAGUGAAAACGUGUUCAAGCAGGAUGGAUUGCUUCUUGAAUUAACCUUCCACAUUGCAGAGAUUCUCGGCGACGUCUACCCAGAAAUAAGGAAAAAUCUUACAAUGGUACAAAGAGUGAUACAACAUGAAGAUGAAGUAUUAAAAAAUGUAAAGUGUACAGCUGAAGCUGAAUGGAAAAAGAUUGUACAGACACGGCCUUCCUUAGGCAUAAUUAGUGACGUAAAUUCACCAGGAUUAGUAGCAGCGUACAAAGACUUACAGACUGUAAUAGCAGAUAUAUCGAAAUCAGCUGUUUUACCAGUUCAUGUGGCAUUUAAACUAUAUGAUACUUAUGGCUUAAGUGUACACACAAUAGCUGAAUUGGCAAAAGUUGAAUCACUUUCAUUUGACGAAAGCACAUUUUAUGCGGCUCUUGAUGAUGUCAGACAACAUUCGAGAUUCAAAAUUGGAAAUAUGAAAAAGGAGAUUAUAACACAAUCGUCUUUGACUUUACUUGAACAGAAUAAUACACCGAAAACGGACGAUUCUCCCAAAUAUGAAUACACCUAUACUGUUGACAAAUACUGCUUUUCAAAUAUAAAAUCGAAAUUAGUUGCAGUUAUUAUAAAUGGUAAUGUGGUGCCUCAGAAUCCGCCACAUUCAGACGAUGAAAGCACAGUCAUAACUGAAGCAACUGUAACACGGAACGGCAACAUUGUUGAAAUUGGCGCAACUAUAGAACCUGACGUGGAAAUUGGUUUAAUACUGGACAAAACGCCUUAUUAUACUUGCGAAGGAGGUCAAGCUUCUGAUACUGGAUAUAUUCAAUUUAAGAACUUACGAUUUAAUGUCAACGAAGUAUACAAACUUCAUGGUUAUGUUAUUCACGUUGGAAAGUUUGCUGCCCAAAGUGUAGCGAAUACGGAAUUAGAAUUGAGAGUUGGAGUUGAGUGUGUACCUACCAUCGAUACUGAAACUAGAGUCAAUAUUAUGAGACACCAUACUGCAACGCAUUUAUUACAUGCUGCUUUGAGGCAAGUAAUGCCUGUAGUGCGCCAGAGAAGCUGUACUGUCACAAAAGAGAAUUUAACGUUUACGAUUAGUCUGCUUGGGGAAGAAUUGAGUUUUAACAAUUUGAUGGUCGUACAAGAUCGUGUUAAUGACAUUAUAAAGGCUAAUGUUCCUGUUAAUACGCGAAUCGCUGAUUCUUUGAAGCUAUUAUCAGAAGAUGAUCUUGUAUUAGUACCUGGAGAAAUUUAUCCUCUGACAGGAAUCAGAAUUGUAGAAAUUAAUGAUAGUUCGUUAACAUCAAAAGAAGCUUGUUGUGGUACACAUGUUCACAAUACUGGUGUAUUACAAUACUUUUGCAUUUUGGACAGCAAAUCAAAAGGUACUGGAAGACGUGCUAUUAAAGCUGUUGCUGGACCAUUUGCUCGAUUAGCACGAUUAGCUGGUGAUAAUGUAAAAGCAAAAGUGGAUGGACUGGAAAAAGAAUUUGAGGCAGGAAACAUACAACAUAAUGUCAUGCAAGCUAGGAUACAUGAUCUAAAACGUCAAAUAGCAUCAUUAAACUCCACAAUGGACAAUGUCAUUAUUCCGUAUUCUGUCAAACAAGAAUGUUUGAAUCAUCUUUAUAAUCUACAGAAGUCUCUAAAAUCACAUGGCAGAUCCUCUGCUGAAUCUGAGAUGAAAAACGCAAUGCAUUCAUUAAGAUUACCAUUUAUGGUACAAUGUCUUCAAUCGAGCACCAUCGUGUUAAACAAUUUAUCUUUGCCAAAACUUACAAAUCUCUGCCCGAAUAUGCCUGUAAUGGUCAUAGUCCACAGUGAAAAAAUGGUGAAAGCUAGAUGUUGCAUACCAAAGGAAAUGGUUUCAAAUGAUUUCAAUGCACGUUCAUGGAUGAAGACAGUUGUGUCAAUUUUUAAUUCCGAGGAUUAUACGCAUAAGGAUGAAGACCCGUUAUUGGUUAAUAAUAUGAAAAGUACAAAAUUAUUAGAGAAUCAAAUUAAAUCAUUCAUAGAUCAAGCCGUUACAGAGGCCACCAAAUUUGCUUCGAAACACGUGAAAAAAACAAAACAUAAAAGUAAAUGACAAACCAUUUGCUAGAAUGCAAAUUUAGUAAACUACAAGUUGGUGUGCAAGGAGUGUAAAUAAAACCAUUAUUUAAAAA